This is a messenger RNA of Trifolium pratense (red clover), 1996 nucleotides long. Its product is annotated as cytochrome P450 CYP82D47-like. Lineage: Eukaryota; Viridiplantae; Streptophyta; Magnoliopsida; Fabales; Fabaceae. The transcript is spliced from 2 exons. The record is from RefSeq and is a predicted model, not a curated record. Gene Ontology annotation, biological process: defense response to other organism. The coding region runs from base 138 to 1724 and encodes 528 amino acids. Gene Ontology annotation, molecular function: iron ion binding; heme binding; monooxygenase activity.
UGAAAUUCAAACUCUUCUUCUCUGCAAACCACUCUGCUAAUUAAAUAUCCAACGCCUAAUCAAUAAAUAAUAAAACACCGCCGCAACAAUAUCUACACACAACAGAUAAUAUAAUAACAUCAUCCCAGCACUAUAAUAUGAUGAAUAAUUUGUUCUUGCCAUCAACCCUGCCAUUUACCAUAUGCGCCACGUUAUUGUUUCUCUUCCUUCUUUAUAGGCUACGCAGAAGCAACAAUAGUACUGGUGUAGCUUCAAAGACACUCCAACCACCACCAGAAGUUGGCGGAGCUUUGCCUUUAAUCGGCCACCUCCACCUUUUAAGUGGUUCCCAGUCACCUCACGUCGUCUUGGGGAAGUUAGCCGACAAAUACGGACCAAUCUUCACCUUCCGUUUGGGUGUUCAUCGAACUUUAGUUAUAAGUAAUUAUGAAAUGGCAAAACAGUGUUUUACAAUAAACGACAAAGCAUUUGCUUCACGUCCUAAAUCUGUAGCCUUUGAAAUUCUAGGCUAUAACUUUUCCAUGAUUGGUUUCAGUCCCUACGGUUCCUAUUGGCGCACCAUGCGGAAAAUCGCCACCGUCCACGUCCUCUCCACUCAACGGAUAGAGAUAUUGCUUAAACACGUGAUGGAAUCUGAGGUGGAAACAGCAAUGAAAGGUAGUUACGAUCUUUGGCAAAAGAUGAAGAACGUGGGUAAUCCUGAAAGGGCGAUUACGGAAAUGAAAAAAUGGUUUGGUGACAUAGCUAUAAAUGUUAUGUUUAGAACGGUUUUUGGAAAACGUUUUGGCAAUGACAAUGAAGAGAAUGAACGGAUUAGAAAAGCACUUAGGGAUUUGUUCGAUCUCACUGGUUCAUUUGUUAUAUGUGACACGUUGCCGUAUUUGAGAUGGUUGGAUUUGGAUGGAAAAGAGAAGGCGAUGAAGAAAACGGCCAAAGAGUUGGAUGAAUUUGUUUGUGUUUUGCUCGAUCAACACAAACGUAAUAGAAACUCUGAUGACGAACUUGACUUCAUGGAUGUGCUCAUUUCCACCGUUGAUGAUCAUGAUUUGGACGGCCGUGAUUCUGACACCGCAAUCAAAGCUACUUGUUUGACACUAAUUCUAGCAGGCACAGACACAACAUCAGGAACAUUGACUUGGACUCUCUCUUUACUUCUCAACAACCGUGAAGUCUUAAAUAAAGCUAUUCAAGAAUUAGAUACACAUAUUGGUACGGAAAAUAUGACAAUAAAAACAUAUUUGACAAAAUUGAAUUAUAUUCAAGCCAUUAUCAAGGAAACAUUGCGUUUGUACCCAGCCGCACCACUCAAUAUUCCUCAUGAGUCCAUUGAAGAUUGUACUGUUGGUGGAUACCAUGUGCCUUCCGGGACGCGUCUUUUAACCAAUGUUUCGAAACUUCAACGAGAUCCAAUAUUAUAUAUAGAUCCGUUGGAGUUUCGACCAGAGAGAUUUCUCACAACUCACAAGGAUGUUGAUGUCAAAGGUCAACAUUUUGAAUUGAUUCCAUUUGGUUCGGGUAGAAGAAUGUGUCCCGGAAUCUCAUUUGGUAUUCAACUUAUGCAAAUAACACUCGCUACUUUGUUACAUAGAUUUGAUAUAAUUACUCCAAAUGAAGGACCAGUUGAUAUGGCUGAACAAAACGGCCUCACUACUAUCAAAGCCUCUCCACUUGAAGUCAUUCUCACUCCACGUUUGUCUACCCAAGGUUUUAGUCAAAAUACAUGAUUGUGGCAUAUUGUAUUUCUAAUAAAUUCACCAUUAGAUCAUUUAUUUUGCACCAAAAGGACAUUUGGCUUUAUUUUGUUAUCCAAUUUAUUGGGGAUUGGUUGUCGUCAUUUCUAGUAUUGUUUGAGGUGUUUCUUGUUUGUUGGCUUUGGAAGUACUAGUGUUUUGUGUGAUGUUGGCUUUGGCGGUGUGUUGCCCUUUGUUUGGCAAGUGUGUUCUUCAUGUUAUUAUUAGUACAUUUAACUUAAAUAUUAAAUUAAAAUUUCAAAAUA